Messenger RNA from Paecilomyces variotii, 1453 nucleotides. RefSeq lists its product as hypothetical. Bases 471 to 1283 code for a protein of 270 amino acids. The record is from RefSeq and is a predicted model, not a curated record. Lineage: Eukaryota; Fungi; Ascomycota; Eurotiomycetes; Eurotiales; Thermoascaceae. The transcript is spliced from 2 exons.
CGCCAACCUUAUCUCAAAUCCUUCCAGUUGCAACGAAGGAUGCGCUAAAGCAAUGCCGAACCACAUGGCAAUGAGCCUCAACUCGCGGCUGCGCUUGGCUGCUGACUGGGGCCGACCUGUUUCUUGAUCCACCAUGAUCUAAGUUAGUUACUGGGGGCUAUCAUCCUUCGUGUUUACUUGGGAUUUACAGCUAGAUUCUCUAUUUCUAUCCUGAAACUUCAGGAUAGUGGCCCGUGGGGCGGAAUAGGCCUGAUGUCCCAGGUCGAUACGGACGUCACAACCUGGGGCGGAAUCUGGAUCUCAGAAUGUCGUUCACAAUACUACCUACCCCAUAGAAAAAGAAUAAAAAAAGACUAGUGGAAGCAAUCUGCCAAUUUUAAGCGUCCUUGCCUGAUUAUUCUCCUUCGUUCGAAUGUCAAUCUUUCUCAAGUCCAUCUUUCUCAACCCUCUCCAGCAUCAUCAUCAUCAUCAUGUUCGCUCUACGAGACGCAAUCUAUCUUAUUGAAUUGUCCUUCUAUGGGCCUAUCAUCCCUGCUAUCGUUUUCAUCAUUCUAAUUCACACGGCUCAAAAGCCGUACACAUGGCGCCCCAUAGUCAUACCUCUUCUCCUGCUCUCCGGGUUGCGAAUUGCUGGAUCAUCAUUGGGACUCACAGCACUCGAUCCUGACAAGUCCUCGCUGCUCACCACGUCGACGUUGCUCGAUACAAUCGGGCUGGCGCCAGUCUUAUGCUUGCUUCUAGGACUUUUGAUUCGAGCAAAUGCACCAUUAGACAGGGGAUUGCCCAUCUGGGCGUUUCUACCACUCCAUUUGAUCACCAUCGCGGCCACCGUGAUGACAGCCUAUGGAGGGAGAGACCUUUAUACCACUCGGAAGACACAAUCAAAGGACCUGAAACUGAUGAAAGCAGGAAUAUUCCUGUUCAUCGGUGCCUUCAGUAUCUCCAUAAUCCUAGCGAUUGUAACGCUAUUCCGAGCCCGCUCGAUAUUUAAGAGAACGGAACGGACAGCCGCCAUCUGCGCGCUCCUAUGUGUUCCGUUCAUGAGCGUCAGGUUGGCUUAUUCGGCCGGUUCUCUCUUCUCAGGCCAGGGUUCGGUUUUGAACCCGCUUUCCGACGACGACACAAGCAUAUGGCUUCAUUUCCUCAUGGUUAUUGUCAUGGAAUAUAUCCCAACGCUUUCUGCGACUGCAGUCGCUCUGACUGCUAGGAGAAUGACAAUAACACAUAUCAGAAACGAUGAAGGUAAAUAUGAUUUGGACGAUGAAAGUGAGAACUGUAUUUAGAUAUGUGUUUAUUUUCGUUAUUUAUGCCUUAGAUUUUUCUGUCAUUCGGGGUUUUGGUUGUCGUUUUUUUAUUUUGUGCCGACGAAGAAGGUACAGGUUGUGGUAGCUGGAUGAAACACGCAUGAUAGUUAUCGAAUUGUCUACUGAGUCAAAUUUCUAUGUGUAUUAGC